Molecule: messenger RNA, 1087 nt
Organism: Paramecium sonneborni
Lineage: Eukaryota; Ciliophora; Oligohymenophorea; Peniculida; Parameciidae
Source: the annotation of a GenBank genome assembly
AUGGGAAAUUAAUGCCAAGGCAGAGAUGAAGAAAAAACUUAAAAAUCCAAUAAAGCUUUAACGUAAACCAUGCAAACAAAAAAACCUAAAAUAAGUAUAUAAGAUUUCAAGAAAAUCAAAAAACUAGGCCAAGGAGCAUAUGGAUCAGUCUUCUUAGUUGAUUAUAAAUCUUAAUAAUAUGCUAUGAAAGAGAUUGCUAAAUCAAGAAUUUAAAGGGAAAGUACUAAGAAUCACAUUGAAUCAGAAAGACAAAUUCUAUCAUAAACUAAAAGUUAAUACCUUGUAGAACUUAAAUAUGCAUUUCAAGAUGAUAAAAAUCUAUACUUGAUUGUUAAUUAUGUGAAAGGAGGAGAAUUAUUCUAUCAUAUAAGAGAAGCAGGUUAUUUUAAUUUAGAAGUUUGCAAGUUUUACUCAGCAUAAAUUUUCAUGGCCUUACAAGAUUUACAUAAUUAGAAUAUCAUAUAUAGGGAUUUAAAACCAGAAAACAUUCUACUUGAUGAAAAAGGCCAUGUUGUUUUAACAGAUUUUGGAUUAUGUAAACAAUUAUUAAAUGAUGAAUUAACAAAAAGCAUGUGCGGGACUCCAGAAUAUUUGGCCCCAGAAGUUAUAACAUCAAGUAAUGGAUAUUCUUUUGAAGUCGAUUACUACAGUUUAGUAAAUUAUGGUAUUAUUAAACAUAGGGAUGUAUAAUAUAUGAAAUGUUGACUGGUAAACCUCCUUUCUACUCUACCAAUAAAAGGCAAAUGUUCCAGGAUAGAUUAAAUAAAUAGGUUUAACUACCUGAUACAUUUGAUGAAACUGUCAGAUCUUUAAUUAAAGGAUUGUUAGAAAUUGAUGUAAAUAAAAUUUUAUUAUAAUAAUUUAGCCUUAGUAAAGAUUAUAAGGGAACCAACUUAAAGAACAUACAUUUUUUGAAGAUAUUAAUUUUGAUGAACUUAGGAGUGUAAAACCUCCAUACAAUUUUGAUUCACAAACAUCUAGAUACUUUGAAUAAUUCACUAAUAAGACUGCGUUCAUAAUAACUUAAUCAAUAAAACCAAACAAAAAUUUUCUUGAAUUUCCAGGAUUUACUUAUGAAAAAAACUGA